CUCAGCCUUGGGAGGAACUAUCGUUACAGACCUCAUGUGCGGACAAAGGCAGGCAACCGAUGAGCUGCAGGAGCUUGGGGGUUUAUAUCAUAUUCACGCUUCCCUUAAAAUACACAGACGGGGGUAAAUGGCAAAUUCUUGGUGGAAAAAAGCUGUUGUUACACACGUCCUCGUCGCUCUGUUUGGAAUGGGUUCCUGGAUUUCUGUGAACUCACUAUGGGUUGAGCUGCCAGUAGUGGUCACUGUUCUGCCUGAAGGUUGGAAUCUGCCUGCCUAUCUCUCUGUUUUAAUCGCCUUUGGAAAUCUCGGUCCAGUGGCUGUGACUAUAACGCAUCAUUUUGCUCCAGGAAGCCUGAACGAACAAUUACUCAUCCAUGUGAUCCAAGGGCUUGCUGUAGUGGCAUCUGUUUUCUUAGCCAUCUUCUGGUCUCAGGUGGUCAGUGUGGCUGGGGAGAUGUACUCAGUGCCUUACCUUUUAUUGGCAUUUGUACUGGCCCUUGUUUGCUGCACCUCCAAUGUCACCUUCCUGCCUUUCAUGUAUCAGUUCCCUCCAGAGUAUAUCCGCACCUUUUUUGUGGGCCAGGGUCUCAGUGCUUUCUUUCCCUGUGUGGUGGCAUUGGGGCAGGGUGUAGGAAAGCUGGAGUGUCUGAAUAGCACCACAGAAAAUGAGACAAUGGAGCCACACUACCUCAAGGAAAACUUUCCUGCCCAGAACUUCUUCUGGUUCCUCUUUGCUAUGCUGGCAAUCUCAGGGAUCUCCUUCCUGGCCUUAACGUUCCACAUACCUCCUAAGCCAGCUGCGCCAGAUGCUACAGAUGUAGACUCCACUCCAGAGGAGAAGGAAGAGAGGAACCCACUGCAGAAUGGGGGGGCACCAGUGUCUGAAGAGCAGGUGGAGGUGGUGAAGCCCCCCCCUGCAGAAACCUUUUGGACUUCACGCAACAUAUACCUGCUUGUGUUACUGGGCGUCUCAAAUGCUCUCACCAAUGGAGUUCUGCCUUCAGUGCAGAGCUUUUCCUGUUUACCUUAUGGCAGUAUGACCUUUCAUCUCUCAGUUGUCCUUGGCAAUAUUUCCAACCCUCUUGCCUGCUUUGUAGCCAUGUUCAUUCUCUGCAGAUCUAGUAUGGGGCUAGGGGCGAUGGCUGUAGCAGGGGCAGCCUUUGCAGCAUACCUCUUGGCUCUUGCUGCCCUAAGCCCCUGCCCUCCACUCCUGGGGACUAUUGGUGGAGUAGCCUUGGUGGUGAUCUCAUGGAUCGUCUUUGUUGGCCUGUUCUCUUACCUGAAAGUUGUGAUUGGAUCCCUCCUGCACGAAGCAGGUCACACUGCCCUGCUGUGGUGUGGGGUCUUCAUUCAGGCGGGUUCACUCGUUGGUGCUCUGUCCAUGUUCCCUUUGGUCAGCAUCUAUCACAUCUUCCAUAGAGCACAGGAGUGUGUGAACAACUGCAGUGACUAGACCAUGGUGAUUUUUACUCAGAUUCAAGUGAAGUUCAUCUGAUUGGAAGGAACACUGUUGGAGUCCAUACACAGUAGCUGCAUAAAUUGUGCCAUCAUGAAGAAAUAUAUUAGAUCUUCUUCAAGGUCUUUUGCCACUAAGGAUUGUAUUGUUGAAGAUGAGCAAGAUGAAGCCACCUUUUUUGUUUGUAAUGUCUUGUUCUCACAGGUCACAGUGCAUCUGACGGACUCAGGUGCAAGUGGACUGUGCUGCUUCAGUGCAGGGCAGUUCAAAAUGGUGGAUUUCAACAACUGUACAUAUCUCCAGAUCGCUUUCAGUGCCCUGCAAGUGUAGCUGACCCUUAUUCCACCCCAACAUAGCAGGUGACACAGGGAGAUAGAGUAGUUGUAAAUGUUGAGGAUUUUUUCCUGCUCGGAUACAGCCAACCUUGAGGGAGAUACCUUGAAAAUCAAGGAAAAAUGGAAACUGACAAGGACAAGCUACAUCAUUACUAUCAGUGUUUUGAUGGAUGUGUUUAUUUAUAACUUCAUAUUUAAAUUAUAAUUAAUUCAACAGUGAUUAAAUCAGACAUAAUUAGCAUUCAUGUGUAGUUAAACAAUAUGUAUGUUUGAAACAUGUAUCUCUGUCAUAUGAGGGAAUCAAAGGUUUAAUGUAACUCUCUACUUGUAUCAUCACUGUAAAAGAUAUUUCGCCGAUCAUGGGAAUGCCCAUUACCCUGUGCUGCACGCAGGUACACUCUGUGUCUACAGGCCCAAAAGGAGUGUACUAGAGAAUACCUGUUUAAUAGAUAUAUCACAGAUGUAUCAUCAUAGAUGUAAGAGAUGUGCAACUCUGCAACAUUAAAAAAGCAGUUUUUCCAAUAUUCCUAUACCUUUAUCACGUUUUGUGAUGUUUCUUGUGAUGUUUCUUGUAGCAAUGCAUUGAAGACCUUCUUUAUGAAAACAUCUGGUUCAUAAUUCCAAAACGCAUCUAUAAAGAUGCAGGCCUUGGCCCAUGGAAAAAGGUCCACUAACUCAAUGGUAGUGUUAGGCAAGUGUUAAUGAUUCUCUAUCCUAUUACAUUACAUAAUUGUCAUUUAGCAGACAUAAGAUAGGUAUUUAGUAGUAUUUAGUACCCUGCCCAAGGGAACUGCAGCAGUGCCCGAAUGGAGAAUCAAACCAGCAACCUUUUGGUUACAAGACUUGCUCCUUACCACUACACUACACUCCUAUAUCAUCAUGUCCAGUAUUACCCCUUCUAGGCUUUAUUUGUACAUAGAGCCUUUCCAAGUAACUGCUCCCAUUUGACAUUCCCUGAAAUACUUGAAUUUUCAAG
Molecule: messenger RNA, 2767 nt
Organism: Megalops cyprinoides (Indo-Pacific tarpon)
Lineage: Eukaryota; Metazoa; Chordata; Actinopteri; Elopiformes; Megalopidae
Product: solute carrier family 52, riboflavin transporter, member 2-like
Exons: 5
Coding region: 128-1453 (441 amino acids)
Biological process (GO): riboflavin transport
Cellular component (GO): plasma membrane
Molecular function (GO): riboflavin transmembrane transporter activity
Source: RefSeq, a predicted model, not a curated record